GGUGGCGAGUGAUCACGUGUCUUUUUACAGCCGGGUAUCUACGCUCAGCCCUGUACAGAAAAAUAUUCUGAUACGUUGCAUUUCAUCAAUAAACUGAUAUAUAUUUGAGCCCUCAAGAUGCCUAUAUUCUCGGAGCUGUAUUUUAAUGUGGAUAAUGGCUACUUGGAAGGCUUGGUCAGGGGUUUUAAGGCUGGAAUUCUUUCACAGGGAGACUAUCUAAAUCUCGUCCAGUGCGAAACCCUGGAAGACCUGAAGCUCCAUCUGCAGAGCACAGACUACGGCAGCUUCCUGGCCAACGAACCCUCACCCCUCACCGUGUCCGUCAUCGACGACAAGCUCAAAGAGAAGAUGGUGGUGGAGUUCCGCCACAUGAGGAACCAGUCCUAUGAACCACUGGCGAGCUUCAUGGACUUCAUCACGUACAGCUACAUGAUAGACAACGUGAUCCUGCUCAUCACAGGCACCCUGCACCAGCGGUCCAUCUCUGAGCUGGUGCCUAAGUGUCAUCCUCUGGGCAGCUUUGAGCAGAUGGAGGCAGUCAACAUCGCCCAGACCCCAGCAGAACUUUACAACGCCAUCCUGGUGGACACCCCUCUGGCUGCUUUCUUCCAAGACUGCAUAUCUGAGCAGGAUCUGGAUGAGAUGAACAUUGAAAUCAUCCGUAAUACUCUGUAUAAGGCUUAUCUAGAGGCUUUCUACAAGUUCUGCUCCACUCUGGGAGGAACCACUGGUGACACCAUGUGCCCUAUUCUAGAGUUUGAGGCAGACAGGAGAGCCUUCAUCAUAACCAUCAACUCAUUUGGUACGGAGCUGUCUAAGGAGGACCGGGCCAAGCUGUUCCCCCACUGUGGCAAGCUGUACCCUGAGGGGCUGGCUCAGCUUGCCCGCGCUGACGACUACGAACAGGUCAAAGCUGUGGCCGACUACUAUCCUGAAUACAAGCUCCUGUUUGAGGGAGCAGGCAGCAACCCAGGGGACAAGACACUGGAGGACAGGUUCUUUGAGCACGAGGUGAAGCUGAACAAGCUGGCGUUUCUGAACCAGUUCCACUUCAGUGUGUUCUAUGCCUACGUCAAGCUGAAGGAGCAGGAGUGUAGGAACAUCGUGUGGAUCGCUGAGUGCAUCGCCCAGAGGCACCGCGCCAAGAUAGACAACUACAUCCCCAUCUUCUGAUCUCACACACACCAGUACGUCCCUACAUUCUGAUCUCACACACACACCAGUACGUCCCUACAUUCUGAUCUGACACACACACCAGGACCUCCCUACAUUCUGAUCUGAUCUGACACACCAGGACCUCCCUACAUUCUGAUCUGAUCUGAUCUCAUCUCAUCUGACACACCAGUACAUCCCUACAUUCUGAUCUGAUCUGAUCAGACACACACACCAGUACUUUCCCUACAUUCUUUAGACUAAAAGACGUUCCAUCUUUCAUCCUUUUGAGUUGUAUAGCUGGAGUGGAUCCGAUAUUUAUUUCAUCCCAGUGUGAGAGUCUGUCACCCCAUCUGAAAGGUAUUUUGUCCCUAGCUGGCACUUGUACUGACAGUGUAGUGUACUGUCUUGAUUGGUUGAUUUGGGUUGAGUGUUUUUUUGUAGUCGCUAUUGAAGUGAAGUGACUCUUUACGUUCAGCAGUUUUAAGUGCACGUGCGUUCCAAAAUGGCACCCCUAUUCACUAAGUAGUGCACUUAUUUUGACCAGGGCCCAUAUUGCUUUGGUCAAAAGUAGUGCACUGUAUUGGGUGCCAUUUUGGGGGACAUCCCCAGAUAGAAUAUCCAAUGAUGGAUAUGCAGAGUUUACUGAAAUAAUUUUCACUCUCCUGAUGUGUUCUGUGUUCUCUGAAAAUGAUACGUGUGUGUGUGGAUUAUGUUCAUGUCUUUAUAAAUAAUACGUGUGUAGGAAUGAUGUCCUUUGGAAAUGAGAUGACUGAACCUGAACAGUCAGAUAUUAUUGCAAAUUACAUCCUGGGUUGGAACAGAUUUCAUGUGUUUAUAUGAAAAAGAAAACUAAAUAUGUCAUGUUUAAACUAUACAAGGAUAUAUAUAUAUAUAUUUAAAUAUACUUCAUGAUUAUAAUUUUUUCGCAUGCUGUAAAAAUUCAUGUCUCGCUCUCAUGGUCCUGUUAAAAUUAGUUCUGUCUUAAUUGUGAAAUGUGUUGUAAAUGUAAUAAAUAAAUACUAUAUGUAAAGAAAUUGGUUUCAGUGCAAAAAGAAAGAGAACCCUGUUCAAAGCAACUAGUAUUCACAACCGGGCACUAGAAAAGACAGACAACCUUGACUUUAGUCUUUAGUCAACUCUGGUUUAUUUUCAUAACAAAUGCCUACUCACGAGAUACUGUAUUUGUAGUAGUGUGUCACAAUACGGACUCCAUUUUCUUUUGGGACCCUGCUUGAUUUUUAUUUAUUUUUAAACAUUUUUUAGUCAUUUAGCAGACGCUCUUAUCCAGAGCGACUUACAGUUAGUGC
This is a messenger RNA of Coregonus clupeaformis (lake whitefish), 2462 nucleotides long. RefSeq names its product ATPase H+ transporting V0 subunit d1 (gene atp6v0d1). The record is from RefSeq and is a predicted model, not a curated record. Gene Ontology annotation, molecular function: proton-transporting ATPase activity, rotational mechanism. Bases 118 to 1173 code for a protein of 351 amino acids. The transcript is spliced from 8 exons. Lineage: Eukaryota; Metazoa; Chordata; Actinopteri; Salmoniformes; Salmonidae. Gene Ontology annotation, cellular component: proton-transporting V-type ATPase, V0 domain; lysosomal membrane; early endosome. Gene Ontology annotation, biological process: proton transmembrane transport; vacuolar acidification; vacuolar transport.